UGCAAUAUUAUAUUCUCCCCUGCUGAGAUGGAAGCCUCGGGAAAUUAGCUCAUGUCAUUAUUCUAUUAUGAUGAUGGGUGUCUACCAUAUUGUUUAGUGAAGAGAAGGAAAAACGAGAGCGUGCCUCAUCAGUGUCAGCCUGGCCUGCCUGUCUACUUGUCUUUUCCAGGAUAUCGGGGUGCCAACUCACAAUAUCAGGUGCCAUGUCAGAAGAGAAUGUUGUUUGGGGUAUACUGACUCAGUCCAUCUCUUUGGACAUCCCUGAUUUCCUGAAGGACUGGGAAGUAGAUGAGAUACGGUGGUUGAAAGGAACGUCUGUGAUUGCAACAACAAAGAAAAAGGGGAAAAAUUUGGUGAAAAAUGAAACAAUCUACGAAAUAUUCAGCAACGGAACCUUGAGAAUUAACAAUCUGGAGAAAGAUUCUGAGCACAGCUACAAGUUGGCAGUGUAUCAUCAUAAUGGGACAAACCUGUUGGAGAAAGUGCUGACUCUGCAUGUGAUGGAGGCUGUUUCCAAGCCAACAAUGACAUGGAACUGCACCAAAAGAAGUAUCAUCUGUGAGGUUCAGAACAGAACUGAUGCCGAGCUGACCUUAUUUGACAAUGGGACGCAGCCUCUGAAGAAGGGGACCGUGAAGAAGGAGGGACUGAGUCUCAAGUACACCUGGCAGGGCCUACCACCAAGGGAGUUCAAAUGUGUGGUGAAAAACCAAGUCAGCGAGGAGUGGGCUGUGGGCCAAAACCCCUGCACAGCAACAGUCCUGGACAUUUAUCACAUCCUGAGUAUUUGUGGAGGUGGGGUAAUCCUGUUAAUCUUCUUGGCUCUGCUCAUUUCCUGUUGCCUGAGGAGGAAAAAACAAAAUAAGAAGACAAAUGAUCAGAAUCUAGAUAUUAACAUCCCCAGACUAAAUAUGGAAGAGAGAGGUCGAAAGAGUCCAGGACACCAUCCGCAGCUAGCUGGUGGUCGCCAUCCUCAGCAACCAGGAGGACGCCGCCCCCAGACACCUUGUCACCAUCCCCAGGCACCUGGCCACCGUCUCCAGGUACCUGGUCACUGUCCCCCAGCAGCUGGUCAUCGUCCUCAGCCGCAGCAGAAAAGGCCUUCUCCCAAAGUCCAGCAGCAAACCGGCCCUCCCUUGCCCAGGCCUCGAAAUCAGCAGAGACCUCCUCACCAGGGGAUGGAAAAAUGAGAAUUAUUUCUCCUGCGAGAAGUUUUUCUUUGCCCCACCUGUGAACAGAUGUAAAAAGGUCCUUCCAAAUAAGCAAUACUGCGGUUUUCCCUAUUCAUGGUGCAAAUUCCUAUGAGCGUUUUCUAUUGUUGGGUUAUUACUUUUCCUAAGCAUCACUGGUCAUGGACAGUUUGUGAGGGCUUAUCUACUCUGGUAAGGGAGAGAGAUAUAAUAUGAAAUGAAGGAAACCAAAAUGCCUGAGGACUUGUUGACCUGGUCCAGGGUAAUGUGGUUUCACGCCCACACUCCUUCAGUGUCAAAGAGAGAAAAGCGCUUAAGGUUGCAACCAUUAGAAGGAUGAAUUAUAGUAUCAUUGAACCGGAGGUAGAAUGGACCCUCAGAUGACCAAUCAACAAUUCUUACCCUUGACAAGAGAAGUCCUUGGUGUUUUCUGGUUCAAUCCAACAGUCCAACAAGUAAGACACUUUGCUAGGCACCAGGGCAAUAAAAAUAAACUGAAAAACGUAUUUGUCCUUAAGGAACUUAGAUCUUCCUGGGCUGACACAACACGCAGCUAAGUAAGUACCUCAUCAGUUAAGGAGGGGGGAGAGAAUAUUAACAAGUAAGGCAGGGGUUCUUUACAUUUUCUGUGUCAAGGACUCUUUCAGCAGUCUUUUGAAGCCUAUGGAAACUUCUCAGAAGAAUGUUUUUAAAUGAAUAAGAUAAAGCAAAUAGGAAUACAAAAUGAUAUUGAAAUGCUUAUUGACAUUAUUUUUUUAAAAGUUCAUAGACCCCCAAGUUACAAACUUGAGUAUCAAAAAAUACUUCCCCUAAGAGAUAGUACAAGUACUGAGCCUUGAAGAAAGUGAGGGAAUAAUACAUAUUGGUGUGUUUUUUUUUUUUUUUAAAGCUUGACUGGGCCAUGCAGAUAUUGUGUAACUAAAUGAGAAAAUCCUUCUCUUGAAGUGUUUGCUUAUCUACUCUUUUGUAAGGGAGCGAGAAAUCAUUACUGUGACAAUCUCAGUCUGUUCCUCGUCAGACAGAGCCAGUGUUAAGCAGUUAAAAUAAAACGGAGUUGGACCGGGUCUAUACAACAGGAGAAUAAUCAAACUGGGGUCCCAAAGUCUGGUCAGCACAGGUCUAUAAGAAGGUCUAUAGCAUCCCCACUCCCACACCCAUAUCCAAGUCCCACGGCAUGAAACUGAAAAGGGAGGUGUCAGCUCCCCAGCUUGGCGGCAUCAAUAAACCACUGCAAAUUGGGAUGAGCACAACUUGGAAUUGAGAUCUGGUUUCCCUGUGCUGUUGGAGCUGCUCACGAUUCUCCUCAAUGGCCACUGGCGUCCCUCGGCCCUGCACAGAUACUCUAGGAAGUGGGAAAUCACGGUUCACAGGACCAAAGACCAAAAAAAAAUGGAAGGGAAGUUGGAGGAUGUCCAAUCCAACCUCCUCAUUUUACUGAUAAGGAAACCAAGGCCCAGAGGGAUGAAAUCAUUUACCCAAAGUCACUCGAGUAGAAAGCAGCAAACCUGAAAGUGACCAGAGCUUUGGCACUGUCAGGGAUCUUAAAGGCCAUCUGGUCCAACUCUGCCACUUUACAGGUGAGGAAAUCAAGCCCCAGACAGGUUGAUUUGUCUAGGGUUACACAGCUGGGAAUCAAACCUAGGUCUACUGAUUCCAAAUACAAUAGUCUUUUCCAUAGCAUUUUUUUUUUUUUAGUGAGGCAAUUGGGGUUAAGUGACUUGCCCAGGGUCACACAGCUAGUUAAGUGUUAAAUGUCUGAGGCUGGAUUUGAACUCAGGUACUCCUGACUCCAGGGCUGGUGCUCUAUCCACUGAGCCACCUAGCUGCCCCCAGUCUUUUCACAGUACCACACUAUUUGUUGUGAAUCAACCCAAGUCCAGUAGUAAGAAGCCAAACAGAUGGCAUCACAAUAGCAGGAAUGAGAAAGAAUUUAGUCCCAUCAAACAGCCAUAAUGGGUCAUUAUAGAAAAGUCCCCCCACAGGUUUACAGAUAGCUCAGGGCUGGCCAAUUGCCUCUGCAUGCCUAUGCCUAUUCCCACCCGGGACUUGAUAUUCAGGUACUCUGGAUCAGGGAGGAGAGAAGAAACAGGAACGAACAAGAAUUGUCCGUUAAAGUUCUAAAGUGGAGACAAUGAAGUCGGUUCUUUGAAACAGCAGUGUGAUAUUUGUGGCUCUAUCUCUUCCUGGGUUUCUCAAACUUGUUCAGCCUUGCCAGGAAACAUUGAGGUCUAAACCACAAACUCUCUGUGCACUUAAAACUUCCUGUGACAGCCCUGGUAUGUGUGUAUAUGUGUGUGUGUGUGUGUGUGUGUUGCACACUUUGCCCACUUAAUAUGAGUCUCCAGUUUGAACAUCUGGAGUCAAUCAUUUAAAAAGUUAAAACCCCACAUUUAUUCACUUGGAAUGCAAAGAUGAGAACCAACAGGAUAACAACAUUAAGCUAAGCAUCUACUCAGCUGGAUACAAGAGGACCCUGGAUCCUCUCCCUUUCUCCCAUCUGGGCAAUGCAGAAAAAUCCUGCCCUUCUUUUGAGACCCAGAUGAGUCCCCCCUUCUUCAAGAAGUCUUCUGUAAUCUAUCUCCUCCUCUGAACACCUGGUUUAUCUACAUGCCUUUGGUUUAUGGGUGCCCGGCACAUAGUCAGUUCUUGAUAAAUGCUUGUUGAUUAAUUGAUUCACUAUCUCAUAUUGUUAACCUUCCUUUUGAUAUGUGUAUUUCUGGUUUUUCAGGCUAACCUGUAACUUUUCAAGGGUAGAAAGCAUCUACUAUGUUUGUGUUUGCCCACACCAC
This is a messenger RNA of Dromiciops gliroides (monito del monte), 3979 nucleotides long. RefSeq names its product CD2 molecule (gene CD2). Gene Ontology annotation, molecular function: signaling receptor binding. Gene Ontology annotation, biological process: cell-cell adhesion; positive regulation of type II interferon production. Bases 204 to 1190 code for a protein of 328 amino acids. The record is from RefSeq and is a predicted model, not a curated record. NCBI's taxonomy places the organism in Eukaryota, Metazoa, Chordata, Mammalia, Microbiotheria, Microbiotheriidae. The transcript has 5 exons.